Argentina anserina (silverweed cinquefoil) is the source of this 402-nucleotide messenger RNA. Its product is annotated as cysteine proteinase inhibitor B. The transcript has a single exon. The coding region runs from base 1 to 402 and encodes 133 amino acids. The record is from RefSeq and is a predicted model, not a curated record. Gene Ontology annotation, molecular function: cysteine-type endopeptidase inhibitor activity. Lineage: Eukaryota; Viridiplantae; Streptophyta; Magnoliopsida; Rosales; Rosaceae.
AUGGCGUUGAUAACAUCACCGGCGGCAAGGCUCGGGUUGACGACGGUCCUGAUGUCUCUCCUCUUUGUGGUGUCACACGGCUACGGCGGGCUAAUCGGGGGGAGAAGGCCGGUAGAGAACGUGAAGACGAACAAGCAGGUGCACGAGCUGGGGAGGUUCUCGGUGGAGGAGUACAAUCGCAUGCGGAGGCAGAGCUUGAGGAGCAGCGGCGGCGGAGAGCUUCAGUUCAGGGAGGUGGUGGAGGCGGAGACUCAGGUGGUCUCGGGGAUCAAGUACUAUUUGAAGAUCUCCACCGUGAGGAGUGGACUCAAUGGAGGAACUCCUUUGUUGUUUGAUUCUCAGGUCGUCGUUAAGCCGUGGCUCCGCUCCAAGCGAUUGCUCAACUUUGCGCCUCACAAUUGA